Xiphophorus hellerii (green swordtail) is the source of this 968-nucleotide messenger RNA. Its product is annotated as 5-hydroxytryptamine receptor 3E. Gene Ontology annotation, biological process: monoatomic ion transmembrane transport. Gene Ontology annotation, molecular function: monoatomic ion channel activity; transmembrane signaling receptor activity. Lineage: Eukaryota; Metazoa; Chordata; Actinopteri; Cyprinodontiformes; Poeciliidae. The transcript has 4 exons. Bases 1 to 774 code for a protein of 257 amino acids. The record is from RefSeq and is a predicted model, not a curated record. Gene Ontology annotation, cellular component: membrane.
AUGGGUGAAUGGGAACUGGUGGACAUCACCGCGCAGAAACUAGUGAAUAAUGAUGAGUCGGGUUUUUAUACAGACAUGCUUGCAUUUUAUGUCCGAGUGCGGCGCCGUGCCACCAUGUACGUGGUGAAUCUUCUGCUCCCCAGCUGCUUCCUCAUCACGUUGGACCUCUUCAGCUUCCUGCUGCCUCCUGAGAGCACAGAUAGGUCCUCCUUCAAGAUGACCCUCAUCCUGGGCUACACCGUCUUCCUGCUCAUCAUGAACGACCUGCUGCCAGUCACUGGAAACACCAUACCUCUGAUAAAUGUCUUCUUCUCUCUCUGCCUGGCUCUGAUGGUGGCCAGUCUGCUGGAGACCAUCCUCAUCACCAACCUGCUGAGCAACUCGCCUGACUUCUCUCCCGUCCCUCGAUGGAUUCGGAUUCUCGUUCUGAAUUGUCUCGGCUGUCUCGUUUGCAUGCCGCGAAAAGCUGAGAAGCCCAAAAAUUCAGACAAGAGGACGAUGUCAGUGGUCGCAGAAAUGAAAGCCGAUGAAGGAGCAGGAACAGAAGGACCAGCUGAGGAAGACGAGGCCCUGAUGGAGCUGAAGAGCCUGAGCCGCGUCCUGCAGGCCAUCCGCUGUGAGGUGGAGCAGCAGCAGAACGGGAAGCAGAGCUCUGAGGAAUGGAUCCAGGUGGGUUUCAUCAUUGACCGCCUGCUGUUUGGCCUCUACAUCGCCUUCAUAUCAGUCAGCUUCUUCACCAUCAUCAUCGUCUGGAUUAAAUCAUACAAGCAGUAGACCGCUGCAUGUUGGAGACCUGCAGUUAUUCAGAAUGUGCUUGCAGAAUUUUGUAAUUUCUUUUAAAAGAACAAUAAACAUUGAUUCAUUUUGGCAACAAUCUGUAGGGAAUUUAUAUCUUAUGCAAUUGUUUAGAAAUGACACAGUUCACAUUAGUUUGUUGUGCUUUAAAUGCUUUCAUGUAAUUCUGUCCU